AUGGGUAAGGACAAGUAUGAAAACGAGUCUUUAAUUGAACAUUCGCAUCGUAAGAAUAUAUGGUUUCAUGUAGAUAAUUUAUCUUCAGCUCAUGUGUAUUUACAGCUCACCAAGGAAGAGAUACUUGACUGGAAAUCAUUUGACACUUUCCAUAUUGACCAACAGUUACUAAGCCAAAUAUGUCAAUUGACCAAGGCCAACUCGAUUAAGGGUAAUAAAUUGGAUAAUGUCAAGGUGAUAUAUACACCUUGUGAGAAUUUACAUACAGAUGGAUCAAUGGAUACAGGAACGGUAAUUUAUAAGAACCCAAAGUUGGUUAAACGGUUUAAUGUAGUAAAAAGGCAAAAUGCAGUGAUUAAUAAACUAAACAAAACAAAACGGGAAACAAGCACAGAUGAGUUUAUCAAGUCACUGCAAAAACUUGUCAAUGAAAUUGAACUUGAAAGGAAAAAGAUAGAGAAGGAAGAAGAAAAGUUGAACAGGAUGUAUGAGAGAGAAAAGAAGCAGAACCAGGACCCGUAUGGUGAUCUUUUUACCAGUGAAAAUAUGCAACAACAGAGUAAAAGAAGCAAUUUUGAAGAAGAUUUUUGGUAA
Messenger RNA from Lodderomyces oxycetoniae, 594 nucleotides. RefSeq lists its product as uncharacterized. Bases 1 to 594 code for a protein of 197 amino acids. NCBI's taxonomy places the organism in Eukaryota, Fungi, Ascomycota, Pichiomycetes, Serinales, Debaryomycetaceae. The transcript has a single exon. The record is from RefSeq and is a predicted model, not a curated record.